GAGAGAGAGAGAGAGAGAGAGAGAGAGAGAGAGAAAGGGAGGAAGUCCACACAAGUUUGUUUUACGGGACUCAGCCUGGGCCGGGACGAGGGGCAGUGCUGCAUCUGGACGUCGGGGAAAAGUGAAGCCGACCGGUGCAGCCGAGCAAAGAGGAGCUGCCCAGAGACUUUUCCCAACGGCCAGGAGACACUGACUGACAGAGAGAGAAGGGAAUCACAAACAUAAAGCUGGGCAAAAAGCACAAACAUGGCUGCUAAAUCUCUGUCCUGCCUCUGCCUUCUCUGCAUCCUCUCAGGGACUGUCUAUCCAGCUUCUGCCGCCAGGCUUGGGGAACAGCAACAGUCAGUGCUACAAUUGUGUGCAAAGGGAUUUUUCCUCAGUGAGCAAAACAUCUGUCUACCAUGUAACUGCAAAGGCCACGCUGACUACUGUGAAGACAUCACUGGUGUUUGUAAAAACUGCAGGGACCACAGUACAGGGGAUUUCUGUGAAAUGUGUGAAGACGGAUACAUGGUGUCUCCCACCCUGGAUGGACGCCACACCUGCAAACCCUGCGCCUGCCCCCUCUCUGUCCCCUCCAAUAAUUUCGCAGUGCACUGUGACAGAGGAAGUGCCAUUCUGCGGUGCAAGUGCCAAGAGGGCUAUGCUGGGCAUGUCUGUGAGAGGUGUGCUCCUGGUUACUAUGGCAACCCAAUGGCAAUUGGUAAUUCCUGCAAGAGGUGCGACUGUAACGGCAACUCCGACCCCAACCUGAUCUUCAAUGAGUGCCACAACGUGACGGGUCACUGCCAGCACUGCUGGGGAAACACCGCCGGUGCCAACUGCGAGAGGUGUGCCCCGGGUUUCUACGGCGACGCCAUCAGUGCCAAGAACUGCCAAGAAUGUGAGUGCAACAAAUGUGGCACCUCUUCAUGCGACGACAGGACUGGAGUGUGUCACUGCAAACCGGGGGUCACUGGACGAUACUGUGACCAGUGUGAGGAAGGAUACUCCGGUUUCUCCAGCUGUCAGGGCUGUCGGAGGUGUGAAUGUGGGCCAGCUUCCCAUCGCACCACCUGCCAUCCCCUCACUCACGGCUGUCCAUGCCGCCCGGGGGCCGGAGGUCGUUACUGCGAGCGCUGCCUCCCAGGAUACUGGGACUACAGCCCCUCCGGCUGCCAAAAGUGUGACUGUGAGAGUGGCUACUGUGAUACGCAUACAGGAGAAUGCCUGGCCGAGGCUGCAACAGUCAACCUGUGCAACAUCAGUUGUGAUGAGUGUAUUUGGCAUCUGAUUGGGGACUUGCGUCUGUCCAAUAAGACACUGGACCAGCUUAAGGUUGGAGUGUUGAACAUCUCCACUGGGGCUGCUGCUAACGACAGGCUAAAGUAUUACAACUACACUGCUCAUCGACUGCAAACUCAGUUUCAAAACUGGAGAAACAAGUCGUCCAUGAUGAAGGUCCAGACUGGUGAGCUGGAGGAGGCUACAAGCGCAGUGGUGUUGGACAUCAAGCAGAUGGGAGAGUCGGAGAAUGUGGUGAAGAAUCUGGGCAACGAGUUAGAUAACGACACACUGGAGACCUUCACCCUGGCUGAGCAGCUCAGCACAAAUCUCACCGACCUCAACACACGUAUUGAAGAGAUGAUCCAUGACUGGGAGCUGUACAGCGUUCUACAGGAUGUGGAUCCAGAGGUGGCCAGAAGAAACACUGAGGCGGCUCAGGAAAUGAUAGACUGGAUGAAGACACUGAACCUGUCGUCACAAGUGCCUAUCGCCAUCGCUGAGACAGAGGAGGCCCACGACUUGCUGAGGCGCAUCCGUCAGUUGGAGAAGAAGCUGAUGAUGACAGACGGCCGCCUCCCGUCCAUCAGGGAUGUCAUCUCUCGACUCUCCAGCAGGCUGUCAGAUGCUCGUGGAUUUCUCCUGAAAGCAUCCAGCACUGUACAGGAGACUGAGGACAAGAACAGAGCCAGCGUCCUCAAAUUCCAGAGGAAAGAGGCGAAGCAGCAGACUCUGACUCAGGACCACGCUGCUGUCAACGACACACUGGAAACAGCACAAGCUUUCAUCUCCGAAACAGAGAGGACUGUGGCUGAGGUGGAAGCUAUGGUGCAGAACGUGACUCAGUACCACGCCGCGAUCGAUGGCGCCAGUCAAAAGCUGAUGGACAAGGCGGAGCGUCUCUCAAUGGCUGACAGAGAUCUGGUCCAGCAGGCCAUCAAUCACGCUGACGACAUGGACUUACAGGCCCUCCAGCUGGAGGAGGAUCUGAAAGAGAGCGACGCCAACGGCUUCGUUCAGCGAGCCAUAAGUGCCGCCAACGUGUACAACAACAUAGUGAAAUACAUCGACGACGGCAAUAUCACCUCGCUCACCACCCUCAACUUAUCCCAGAGAGCUGAAGAUGCCAUCACUGGCAUUAACGUACAGCUCAAUUACCUGGUCACUAAGAGCGACAAUGUUUUCAAGGAGUCUGUUUCGUUGCAUUCAGAACAAAAGGAGGUAGAAGGUGAGGUGACUGACAAACUACACUACAUUGAGGAGACCAAAGAGACCAUGGAUAAAAACACCAAGAAACUUGCAGAAAUAGUCCAGGAUAUCAAGGAAAUUCACAAAGACAGAACGCCGCAGCGUCUGGAGUUCACCAUGAAAGUAGCUGAAGGGACUCUGAACCGCUCAACAGAAGUCCUGCAGACGAUCACUCCCAUCAGCAGCAAGGUGGAGGAGUGGGCCAGCAACAUGCAAAACAAUGAAUACUCCACAGAUGCAUACGAACAGGCUGUUGUCUCCGCAGGGGAAGCAGUGGAGAACCUGAAUGUGCUUGUUCCUGAGCUGCUGGACAAGCUGAAGGUGGUCGAGGACAAGAAGCCCGUCAACAACGUGACCACCAACAUCAUGAGGAUCAGAGAGCUCAUAGCCCAGGCCAGGAGUGUCGCCAAGAAGGUCCAGGUGUCCAUGAAGUUCAACGGACAGUCCUCAGUGGAGGUUCAUCCCCACAGCAACCUGGAAGAGCUGAAGACGGUGACGUCCAUCAGCUUGUUCAUGAGAGUGGACCCUGACAAGGACCCCAUAGAGGACCGGUUCAUCUUAUACUUGGGAGACAGAAAUGGUAGGAAAGACUACAUGGGACUUGCAAUCAAGAACGACAACCUGGUGUUCGUGUACAACCUCGGGGGGGAAGAUGUCGAGAUCCCGCUGGGUUCAAAGCCUGUCAGCCAGUGGCCUGCAGUCUUCAACUACAUCAAAGUAGAGAGGCUGGGCCGACAUGGAAAAGUCUUCCUGACCAUACCAAGCCACAAAACCACAGACGAGCAGAAGUUCAUCCAGAAAGGCGAAGCUCCUGGAACUGACUCACUGUUCGACAUCGACCCCAACGACAUAGUGUUCUUUGUUGGUGGUGUCCCACCAGAUGUCAGGCUGCCACCUCCUCUGAGUCUUGCUCCUUUUGUGGGCUGUAUCGAGUUGGCCUCGCUCAACAACGACGUGAUCAGCCUGUACAAUUUCAAAGAGACUAACAAAAUAGACAUAGUUGCAUCUCCACCGUGUCCCAGGUAUAAGUUGGCAUUCUCCCAGAGCCGCAUUGCAAGCUACCUGUUUGAUGGAACAGGUUACGCACUUAUCAAUAAUAUUGAGAGUAGAGGGAAGUUUGGUGUUGUCACAAGAUUUGAUAUUGCAGUGCGAACAGUCGCAAACAAUGGCGUCCUGUUCCUCAUGGUCAAUGGGGAUAAAUUCUUCCUUUUGGAGCUAAAGAAUGGCUUCCUGCGCUUAAUGUAUGACUUUGGCUUCAGCAACGGGCCUAAACUUUUGGAGAAUAACUUACCCAAGCUGCAAAUAAAUGACGCAAGAUACCACGACGUUUCAGUGAUCUACCAUCAGUCAAAGAAAGUUAUCCUGCUGGUGGAUAAGAGUCAUGUUAAAUCUAUGGAGAAUCCGAAAACCAUACUGCCCUUCGCAGAUAUCUACAUUGGCGGGGCUCCGUCCAGCGUCCUCAAAUCCUUGCCAGAGUUGUCUUCUGUUGUUGGCCUGAAGGGUUGCGUUAAAGGAUUCCAGUACCAGAAGAAGGACUAUAACUUGUUGGAGCAGCCUGGUACUAUUGGCAUCAGCAGCGGCUGCCCUGAAGAGUCCUUUAUGUCCCGUAAAGCCUAUUUCAGUGGAGAGAGCUACCUCGGAUCCACAGCAAAGAUUUCACCCUUCGAUAACUUUGAGGGAGGAUUUAACUUCAGAACGCUACAGUCCAGCGGACUCCUGUUCUACACCAGCGAAGGGUCUGAUGAGUUAACCAUCUCUCUGGAGAACGGAGGAGUGGUGCUGAACAACAGAGGCACUAAGGUCAAAUCGCACAAGAAACAGUACAACGAUGGAAGGACACACUUCUUAGUGGCCUCAAUCAACAACCAGAAGUAUUCACUGUUGGUGGAUGACAAAGACAAGCAGGAGAAGAAGCGUCCAUCGUCAGCACCAAGAUCCUCCUCAGAGGCUACUACGAGGACGUUUUACUACGGAGGGUCUCCAAGCAGCAGCUUCAAGAACUUCACCGGCUGCAUCAGCUACGCCUACAUCAACAGACAAGACCGGGACAUUGAGCCUGAGGACUUUCAGAGAUACACAGAGAAGGUCCAGACCUCCCUGCAGGACUGUCCAGUACAGCGACCCCCUGCUGCACUGCUGUCAAGGCACAGAGAUAACACUGCCAGGGCCAAACAGAGCCAGUCACACAAGGUAACCAGGGAUAAGUCCAGCCUUCCCCUAGGUUUGAUGGAACUGAAGAGUGAUGACCAGGAGCCACCAGAGCUGAACAUUGAGUCCUGCUACCUCACCACAAGUCCCAGAUCAACCCGCCAAGCCUUCCACUAUGGCGGCAUCGCCAACAGCAGGCAGCACUACGCCGACAUCCCAGACUCUCUUUCUCAGAGGUCCCACUUCUCCUUGUCCCUGAAGACCCACUCGUCCUUUGGCCUCAUCUUUUAUGUAUCUGACGUCCAAGAGGAUGAUUUUAUGGCUCUCUUCCUGGCCCAUGGAAAGCUCGUAUACACUUUCAACGUAGCGCACCAACGAGUUAAAAUCAGGAGCGAGGAAAAAUACAAUGACGGUGCCUGGCACAAUGUUAUUUUUAUCCGUGAUGGGAGCGUGGGCCGAUUAAUAAUUGAUGGACUCACAGUGCCGGAAGACAGAGUUCAGGCAAACAACGUGUCCUGGCAUGUCAGCAGCCCCAUCUAUGUCGGAGGAGUUCCUCCAGGGAGAGCCCAAAAGAACAUUCAGAGAAACUCUGCAUACAGCUUCACUGGCUGUCUGAAGAACCUUCUGCUGGAUGGACAGUUGCUGCCCUCAGCAUCAGAGACUUAUGGGGUCACUCCGUGCUUUGAGGGACAUUCUGAGGCGGGAACAUACUUCUCAGAGGAAGGAGGAUAUGUCGUCCUGGAUGAAUCGUUUUCUGUGGGGCUGAAGUUUGAGCUGGCAAUGGAGGUGCGCCCUCGUGUGGCGUCUGCAGUGCUGCUGCAUGUGCGCACCACAGAGGGAUACUUCACAGUGUACAUUCAUCAGGGAGCAGUGGUGGUUCUUGUAAACGAUGGGACGAAUGAGUUCUUCACAAGGGUGUCACCAAAACAGGGUGUGUGUGAUGGUACCUGGCACAAAAUCACAGUGAUUCGGGAUGGCAACAUUGUCCAGCUGGUUGUGGACGCUGAGAUCAGCCAUGUUGUGGGUCCUCCAAACCCCCUGUCCUCAGACACAAAGAGGCCAGUAUUCGUGGGCGGAGCUCCAGAUCUUUUCCUCCCAGAGAACAUCGUCACCAGGAAGCCCUAUGUGGGCUGCGUGAGGAACCUGAGCAUCGACGACAGCCGAGUGAGCUUCAACAAAGCUGUUCUGGUCAACGGAGCCGUCAGCAUCGGAAGCUGUCCAGCAGCAUAACACUUAAAUCAUCUCUAUCCCCAAUACAGCACUGACCAAACACAUUGUAGAAACUGUCUGUCUGUUAAACAUACACACUAAGAGUAUCAUCGUCCUUUUCACUCUCUGAUGCUUAUUUCUGUUAUUUGUCGAUGCCUGUUUUUUUUGUCCCACACCAAGAAUUAAGACCAAAAAAUUAACCGCAAAGGAAACAUUUAUGAGAAAAUGUAAGCACGUCUGAAUGGAACCAACCUGUGAAAUUUACUGCCAAUUCAAGAUCUACAUUUUCUUUGUUCUUACAGUUCACAAUAUGAAACACACAUUAAUUGACACUAAUCCAUUCUAGAGUACAAUUAACUCCAUCACUCCACUUUUUUAACUUGAUGGCACAUUUUUCUUGUACAAGCUCAUGUUCAAAAUCUGUUUUUUGUACUGCUUCGUUUCUGAUAAUAAAAGUUUUUCAUUCA
This is a messenger RNA of Acanthochromis polyacanthus (spiny chromis), 6335 nucleotides long. RefSeq names its product laminin, alpha 4 (gene lama4). The record is from RefSeq and is a predicted model, not a curated record. Lineage: Eukaryota; Metazoa; Chordata; Actinopteri; Pomacentridae. The transcript is spliced from 40 exons. Bases 247 to 5889 code for a protein of 1880 amino acids. Gene Ontology annotation, biological process: regulation of cell adhesion; cell adhesion; regulation of embryonic development. Gene Ontology annotation, molecular function: signaling receptor binding.